AUGAAUGAGGCUACUGGUCUGACAAACUCCUCUGAAAAUAAUGGAAUCACUUACCAACAGUAUGGAAAGACUCACUGUAUUUACGUUUUCAAUUUGACAAACAGUGGGGAUGAUAAUAGUGGGACUUUUGACCUAAUAAAAAAUGGGACUACAGCCAUAAACAUCAAAUUCAGUCAGCCAGUUCCAGAGGGUGGAGUCAUGCUAGUUGUUAUGGGCGAGGCGGACUCCCUUAUAAUGCUAGAUAAAAACCGGACAAUAGCAAGCGACACUACCAUUUGAAUAAAUGAAAGGAAUUUUAGUAACUUUAUUUUUACUUCGGAUAUUUACUCCGUGUGUUGGACUAACUAAAGAAGCUAUGGAAGAAUUACAAGAGAUUCCUGAGUAUGCGGAGUAUCUAAAUAAAAUGGGAUAUCCUAAGAAAAAUGUCACACUGCCAAGAGUAUCAGCCCCUUCACCAAACUUUGCCACAUUUCCUUUUGAAAACCUUCCCUCGCUCUGUAAUGAAACCCCCAGG
Messenger RNA from Meloidogyne enterolobii, 514 nucleotides. The record is from the annotation of a GenBank genome assembly. NCBI's taxonomy places the organism in Eukaryota, Metazoa, Nematoda, Chromadorea, Rhabditida, Meloidogynidae.